Messenger RNA from Rana temporaria (common frog), 996 nucleotides. RefSeq names its product olfactory receptor 6B1-like. Gene Ontology annotation, biological process: G protein-coupled receptor signaling pathway. The coding region runs from base 1 to 924 and encodes 307 amino acids. Gene Ontology annotation, molecular function: olfactory receptor activity; G protein-coupled receptor activity. The record is from RefSeq and is a predicted model, not a curated record. Gene Ontology annotation, cellular component: membrane. The transcript has a single exon. NCBI's taxonomy places the organism in Eukaryota, Metazoa, Chordata, Amphibia, Anura, Ranidae.
AUGGAAAAUCAGACCAAUGUGAAGGAGUUUAUUAUUCUUGGGUUCUCAGACAUACUAGAAUACCAACAUUUCUUGUUUGUGUUUUUCUUGAUAUUGUAUGCCAUCACUAUCACUGUAAAUAUAUUCCUCAUCACCAUAAUUCGAUGCACACGUCAGCUCCAUAAACCCAUGUAUUUCUUUCUUGGUAACUUAUCUUUCCUUGAAUUAGGUUAUAUCUCUGUAACUGUCCCAAAAAAUAUUAUAGACAUCCCAAGGAAAAGAAAAAGCAUUUAUUUUAAUGGCUGUAUCACCCAGCUCUUCUUCUUCACUUUCCUUGGGGCCACUGAGACCAUUCUUCUCUCAGUUAUGUCCUUUGAUCGAUUUCUGGCAGUGUGUUUCCCUCUGCGCUACACAAGCAUCAUGAGUCAUAAGUUCUGCUUCAUUCUGGCAGCUGCCUCGUGGGUCCUCGGUUUCUUGACUACAUCGUUUCCAAUUAUUCGGAUAUCACAGUUGCAUUUUUGCAGUGGCAAUGUAAUUAACCAUUUCUUUUGUGAGUCAGCUCCUCUGCUUAAACUGUCCUGUUCUAACCCUUAUUUCAGAGAACUAACUGUCAUUGUCUGUGCAUCUUCAGUCAUCCUCAGUUCAGUUCUUUUAACCAUGAUGUCUUAUGGAUUUAUCCUGAGGGCUAUAUUGAGAAUUAAAUCCAUUAAUGGAAAACAGAAAGCAGCAUCUACCUGUGCUUCACACCUGUUGGUGGUAACCACCUUCUACUCAACAAUGUUUGCCAUGUACAUUAAACCCACUGCAAGUGAAGGAUCCCUGAACAAAGUGAUGGCAUUGUUCUAUGCGGUUUUCACUCCCCUUCUCAACCCAUUUAUCUACAGUCUACGUAACAAGGAAGUUAAAGAAGCCUUUUUGUUCCUCACAAAAAGAAAGUGGUUCUGAAGCUAUUCAGGUGUACUUGUCAGUAAUUUAGCGUUGUGCCAAUAAAAUAAAGAAAUUAAUGAAUGUUUCAAA